This is a messenger RNA of Arachis ipaensis, 527 nucleotides long. The record is from RefSeq and is a predicted model, not a curated record. Lineage: Eukaryota; Viridiplantae; Streptophyta; Magnoliopsida; Fabales; Fabaceae.
AUGAGCGCAAAUAGCGUUCACAACUCGGAGCUAGGCCAGGAGACCCUUUUGGAGGCUAAUGCUCCAGAGGUAGAAUCUCGUGAUCAUGAAGAUGACGACCACUCUAGUGCUUCUGGAGCUCAGAGUCGUAAAAGGCGCAAGACUACAGAGUUUUGGACAGUUAAGAUAAUCGAUGCACACAUAAGGAUUUAUAUUUUGCUUAUAGAUUCUGACGGCACAGUCAAGCCGGCAAGAUUAAGCGUGAGGGAGGCUAUGGAACGGCCUAAUGGGAGAAGGAUCGUGCUGAGAUUCAACAACGAAAUGCAGCCAAUUGGAGACGAGGCUGGACUGCUAAGUGGGGUGCUUGGUCUGCUUGGAUCUGACUACGCAAAAUUUCCUAUCGGUAAGGAAAGUUGGCACAAGGUUACCACUAAAAACAAGGUGUAUAACGAAUGUGUGAAGCAAAUUUUUCAUUUUGACGAAGAUAGUGAAGGUAGUAUCAAGAAAUAUAUUUUGCAAAGUAUGGGAAGGUCUUAGAAGGAAACAAG